This is a messenger RNA of Naegleria lovaniensis, 1215 nucleotides long. RefSeq lists its product as uncharacterized. NCBI's taxonomy places the organism in Eukaryota, Heterolobosea, Eutetramitea, Acrasida, Naegleriidae. The transcript has a single exon. The record is from RefSeq and is a predicted model, not a curated record. The coding region runs from base 1 to 1215 and encodes 404 amino acids. Gene Ontology annotation, molecular function: protein binding; ubiquitin protein ligase activity. Gene Ontology annotation, biological process: proteasome-mediated ubiquitin-dependent protein catabolic process; protein polyubiquitination.
AUGUCCACCUGUGUGAAAUUAAUUCUUCUCACAGGUCCCGGAAAGCAACAACAUGCAGCUUGCAACCAUCCAUGUCCUUGCAAUGAUCAUGAACCUCAUCUUGAUUCAUUAUUACUACUUUUGAAACAAAAACUUGGAUUCUUCGGAAGAAGGUUCAUUUCACAACCAUUUUCAAUGAAUUUCGAAUGCAUUCAUACAUUCGGACAGAGUGGCGUUCGAGGAAAUUUCAAUCAUCAAUUUAAUUUUCCAACAAGUCUUGCCAUCUCGUAUCAAUAUUCAUUCGUGUUCAUUUGUGAUAGUUUCAAUGAUCGAAUUUUAAUAUUUGACUUGUGUUCGAGAGAAUUUAGAAAAAGUUUUCGAAUAAUGGGUAAUUCGGAGCGUCCUCGAUUUUUGUGCAUGGAAGAGGAAAGGAUGAAUGGUGAUGUUGCACUGAUUGUGGGCUGUGGAGUUUUUGAAAAUUUCACAUUUUACAAAUUAGAUGUAAAUAAGAAUCUAUCUUUGGAAAUGAACCAAUCCUCCAGUUCGAAUAUUAAGCCAGAUUUGACACGUAGUAAUCUCAACAACAACAACAAAAACUCCUCCUCAUCUGGACAAGUGUGUGAAAUGAACUAUAUAUGGAAAUCCAUGAAUCGAUCAAUCAAAAGUAUGCAAGGAAUGAGCAUUUCUUCAUACUACCAUCAAUUAUUUGUGUGUGAUAAAUCUUCAACACCAUGUGUUCAUGUAUUGAAUUCUAACAAUGGAGAUUAUUUAGAGCGAAUUGAAAUGGAUUAUUAUCCAAGCUCUAUUGAACUAUUUCAUCAUUGGAACAAUCGACAUGAUGAACAAGUAUUAAUCAUUUGUGACACUCAACAUGUCAUUUCCAUUUUUCAAAGAAUUUCAUUUCCAAAACGAAGGAAUUAUGAACCUGGUAGUGUCCAAACGAAUUCAUUUCGAAACCACAACCAAUGGAAACGAUUGAAAAAAUUUAGUAUUCAAAAUAGUUCAAAACUAACCAUUGCUUCAACAAAUAUGAUUGUUGACAGAGCAUCCAACACAUUAAUUAUCAGUGAUUUCUUGCAAAAUUGCAUUCGAAUUUAUUCAUUAGAGACUGGAGAGUUGUUGAAAGAAUUUGGACAAGAUCAUCUAAUUCAUCCUCAAGGACUGACCCUUAAUGAACUGAAUGGAGAAUUGAUGGUAUGUGACACAUCCAAUCAUCGAGUUCUAGUGUUUAAAUGA